GUCGGGUAGCGAUAGCCAGGCGAGACCUCGCCGCCACACACCACGAGGUCGAGAACGAGACCCUACUUGCUAGGAUGGCAGAUCAGCAAAAUGAAGUGGAGGAAACGAAGAAGAAGAACCAAGAGUUGUUGGAUAUGAUGCGACUUCUGUUCCCGCAGGAGUUCUAG
Messenger RNA from Eruca vesicaria subsp. sativa (arugula), 167 nucleotides. The record is from the annotation of a GenBank genome assembly. NCBI's taxonomy places the organism in Eukaryota, Viridiplantae, Streptophyta, Magnoliopsida, Brassicales, Brassicaceae.